Molecule: messenger RNA, 2940 nt
Organism: Ananas comosus (pineapple)
Lineage: Eukaryota; Viridiplantae; Streptophyta; Magnoliopsida; Poales; Bromeliaceae
Exons: 11
Coding region: 12-2573 (853 amino acids)
Molecular function (GO): protein binding
Source: RefSeq, a predicted model, not a curated record
GAAGAGAAAGGAUGAGCGGCGGCGGAGGAGGAGGAGGAGGAGGGGGGAGCAGGGGCGGCGCCGCCCCGCUGGCGGCGGCGGUGGGGCCGAUCCCGCCGACGGCGAGGAAGGUGGUGCAGAGCCUGAGGGAGAUCGUGAGCUGCUCCGAUGCGGAGAUCUACGCCAUGCUCAAGGAGUGUAACAUGGACCCUAACGAGGCCGUACAGCGACUACUCACCCAAGAUACUUUUCAUGAAGUGAGGAGCAAACGUGACAAGAAAAAGGAGGGCAAGGACACCCUGGAACCUAGGCCACGUGUAGCGAGUAACACUUCGAGUCGAGGAAGUAAGGGUGCUGUUGACCGUUAUGGACGCUCUCAACAACCCAGCUCUAGUGAUUACUCGCUGACACGUGGUAAAGCUCCAAACAGAAGAGAAACAGAGAUAAGCUCUGUACCCACCUCAUCAAUCUUGGGAUCUGGCAUCGAAGCAAGCAAUAUGAAUCAAAAGCAAUCUGUUCCAAGCGGUUCUGCUACCAGCAAUGUUAUGAUGCCGCCACCUGGCUUAGCUGACGGCAAACCUGCGCCCGUGCAAAUUUCAUCAGGAUUUCAGCACAGUUGGACUGGGAUGCCGGGUCAAUUGUCAAUGGCUGAUAUAGUAAAAAUGGGCCGGCCUCAAGGCAAACCCUCUGGCUUUCCUAUUUCAGCAAGUGAGAGAUCUCACACUGCACAAAGUGCAAUUAUAAGCAAUAUCCCUAAUCAAAAUCCCAAGUUACCUCCAGCUGCACAAGAAUUGGAUCAGGGAGUGCCUGCUACAAAUAUUGAUAAUGAAGCUGGCGUUGAAACUAAUCAUGAUGAUUGGUCUGUUAUUGUCGAACAAUCAGAAUCAUCAGCUUCACUGGUUGAUACAGUUAACUUGCAUGCUGAUCCUUAUUUAGAUGAAAGCCAAGAAGCGGAUGGGGAUGUCGAUGAUCCCGCUGUGACUGAAAGAGAAAUACAAGUGGAGAAUUCUGAAAACAGUUUGGAUGUGGAUGAUGGCUUGUCGAAGAACAUCAAUGCUUAUGAGUCUCAAAGGAAUCAGUUUGAGCCUCACGAUGCUGAAGAUGCUAAUGCAGAAAUAUCAUCAGCUGCGGCGAGCUUCCAACAACUAAGUCUACAUGAGGAUGAAAAAGUAACAGCUAAAUCUGCUGAAGAUGGUCCAGCUGUUAUAAUUCCUAAUCAUCUACAAGUUACAAAUGCCGACUGUGCCCAUCUGAGCUUUGGUAGUUUCGGCUCUGGAACAUUUUCUGGAUCUACUUUUCAGUCAAAGCCUGUGCAGAGUAGUUUGGAGGUUGCUCCAAUUACAGAAAAUACUCAUUCAGUUGAACAACCAGAUGUCAGAAAUCAUGAGUACUAUAAUGAUGGCCCAGUAGAGUCUGCAACACAUGAGAAUAUUCCUUCUGGAACUGUCUCAAGCACAGAGAACCGUGAGAUGCCUUCAGCUUCUACGCUUUCUGAGGUUACAAGAACUGAUUCAGUAGAUGCUUCUCAUGGGAUUCAGUACAACUUACCAUCUGUCUCCGGUUAUGCAUUCUCAAGCACCUCGCAGCCAAAUGCCUCAGCUUACACUUACCCACAAGGGAAUGCUCAAGUGAAUCUUUCCCCAUUUUCGAGUCUAAUGCAAGCAAAUACUUUACCAACUAGCUUGCUGGCACCAUCUGCUCCGCAAGUUCGGGAUUUUGACCUCUCCUUCUCACCCUUGCUGACGACCCAGUCGAUGCCUACGAAAUAUACUACAGCUGUGUCAUCUAUUAGUGGCGCAUCCAUUUCAAUGCCGGAGAAUGUGAAGCCUGGGGGAUUCUCCAACCUUCAGUCAACUCAAUCUCUGUCCGGUUCGGCCAUUCCCACUGGCCCUCCACUCCCCCAACAUCUACCUGUCCACCACUACCCUCAACCAUCCCUUCCUCUGGGCCCGUAUGCAAAUAUGAUUGGGUACCCGUUUCUUCCCCAGAGCUACACAUACCACCUACCAUCAGCUUCUUUCCAGCAGCCAUACUCGAGCAACGGCCCGUUUCACCAAUCUGCGGCCACUUUACCAACGGCAGGCAUGAAAUCUACACUGCCACAAUACAAAAACAGCUUUUCCGUCGCGAACUUGUCUCAACAGGGUUCUGUCGGAUCCGGUUAUGGAGCUUUUGGGAGUUCGAGCAACAUCCCUGGAAACUUUUCCCUGAACCCGAAUACUUCGUUGGCCAGCACGACACUCCGGCUGGACGAAGCCUUGAGCUCACAAAACAAAGAUGCGGCUCACUACAUGUCUCUUCACCAGAGUGAGAACCCUGCCAUGUGGCUCCAGGGAGCAAGCUUGAAAACAAUGUCGGGACUUCCGCCUAGCACUUUCUACAGCUACCAGGCGCAGCAGGGCCAGCCAGCAGGCUUUCGUCAGGGGCCACAGUCCUCUCAAUACGGCGCGCUCGGCUACCCGAACUUCCACCACGCCCAGGCCGGGGCGGCCCAGGGGGGCCACCAGCAGAGCCCCGACGAGGGCAACUUGAACAGCUCACAGGCUACGGCACCCUCUCAGCCAUCUCACCAGCUAUGGCAGCACAGCUACUGAGUUCCAGUAGUUUCUUCCGACUUAGGGUUUCCGAGGAGCGGCCUCUCGCUAUCAGUAGUUGCCGUGUUGGGUGAUAAGUUUCUUAUACUUCCGUGCCUGAUGAACCGUGAAUAGCAGCAAGAGUAACAGAACAGCUGCUUUCGCGAGAAUGUCGAGAGGCCCAGUGUAUUGUAGGUUUCGCGCGUGUUUUUAAAUUUUAACUUGUAGGGUAAAACGGGACUAAUUUGAGCUGUGUGGGUUUAUUUGUUUCUGGGAAAAAAGGAGUAUUAUCUGCGGAUUUAUCGAAUGUAACGUUUGCUUAACCUAAAGUAUCUAACAGGGGUUGCUUUCAUAUUCUCUAAAUACAGCAUAUGUUUACCGGUGUUCA